AUGUUGAAAGCCUCACGGUCCAUGUACAUCCAAGGAUCGCAACGGAAUAGCUCUUCUAUCAGACCUGCAGUCGGAGUGUUAUCCCAAGCAAUUGACCCGCCAAUAAUAAACGGAGUCCGCAAACCACGCAAACCAGGCGGAUACCAGGAUUCAGGUGCAGAUAUUGCAUGCACAUUACGUUCUAGGGGAAUCGAGGUCAUCACACCUCAGUUCUCCCCUUCUACCGCCCAGCAUGAGGGCUGGUGUUUCCCGGAUUCCGAAGAAGGGAUAUAUUCCGCCGUAAGCCAGGGUGCCACACACCUGUGGGCGAAUACUAUCGUGUUUGCUUCCCAUCCUCUCCAAACAGCAUUCUGUCUCGAUAGUUAUGCCCCGACUCUACGGGUCGUAGGCCAACCGCCGGGUUUGGUGGAGAAGUUCGAUAACAAGAUGUACCUGAACGAUAAAUUGCGUGCGCAAGGAGGCUUUACCUUGCCUCAAUCGUGGGUAGUGAACUUGGGAGAUGAUAUAUAUGUCCUACUUCAGUCAAUCCCCAACUACCCCGUCGUCGGGAAACCGGUUCGUGGUCGCGGAAGCCACGGCGUAAAGGUUUGCCAUACUCCUACUGAGUUGAAAGACCAUAUCGAAUCACUAUUCAGGGAAUCACCCGUGGUACUCCUGGAGGAAUUUCUCGCCGGCGAGGAAGCCACAAUAACCGUGAUGCCUCCGUCCCUCGACCGAGCGGAGUAUUGGAGCAUGCCUCCCGUGGUUAGAUUCAACCAUGACGAAGGUAUCGCGCCGUACAAUGGCACAGUGGCUGUUACUGCCAAUUCCCGUGUUGUCACUAAGGACGAGAUGCGGGAUGAAUCGUAUGAGGAGGUCAUGCGUCAAUGCGAAGAGGUGGCGCGUCUCAUUAGGGCUACGGCUCCUAUCCGCAUUGAUGUCCGGCGAUUCCGGCAUGGGUCGGAGUUUGCUAUUUUUGAUGUUAAUAUGAAACCUAACAUGACUGGUCCUGGUCGACCAGGUCGCGAGGAUCAAGCAAGUCUGACUGCUAUGGCAGCGGCUGGGUGUGGGUGGGAUUAUCCUACACUAUUGGAGAAUAUAUUGCAUGGAGCUUCGACCCUGGAGACAUUCCGUCAAUAUCGCUCUCCUUUGUAA
This is a messenger RNA of Penicillium mononematosum, 1134 nucleotides long. Its product is annotated as ATP-grasp fold subdomain 1. NCBI's taxonomy places the organism in Eukaryota, Fungi, Ascomycota, Eurotiomycetes, Eurotiales, Aspergillaceae. Gene Ontology annotation, molecular function: metal ion binding; D-alanine-D-alanine ligase activity; ATP binding. Bases 1 to 1134 code for a protein of 377 amino acids. The transcript has 3 exons. The record is from RefSeq and is a predicted model, not a curated record. Gene Ontology annotation, biological process: peptidoglycan biosynthetic process.